Physcomitrium patens is the source of this 3890-nucleotide messenger RNA. Its product is annotated as putative trehalose-phosphate phosphatase H. The record is from RefSeq and is a predicted model, not a curated record. Gene Ontology annotation, molecular function: trehalose-phosphatase activity. NCBI's taxonomy places the organism in Eukaryota, Viridiplantae, Streptophyta, Bryopsida, Funariales, Funariaceae. Gene Ontology annotation, biological process: trehalose biosynthetic process.
CCGCCCCCGCCUUGUUGGCCAGUCUCUAUCUAUCUAACCUCGUUUUAAGCUCCUUUCUGAGCUAAUUGAUGAUAGUAAUCAGCAUCGUUAAUUUUCUAAUCCGUGUACGUCGACCGUAGGUGCAGAGUAGUUGUAGAGGUAGAGGCAGAGAGAGAGACACAGGAGCGGAGCUGUCAGUGCAUGAUAUAGGUGUUUUGAAGGCGGGAGAGAAGUGGUGUAUGUUGAGUCUUCGGAUGCUGUGAGACAGAAGAUUCUUUCGUAUCGUAUGCGAUUACAGCGUUGACAGCGGUUCCGCAACAACGGACUGCGCCAUUGUCUUUUGCACCGGUCGUUUUUGGAAGAUUUUUGGCAGUUUUUUGGGGAGUUGGACAAGGAAAUCGUAAGGGUGUAGGAAAGAAGAUGCCAGGAGAAUGGAUGGAGGUGUAGUAGAGAAGAUGGGAAGCAGUGGUAACGGAUGAUGGAGAGAGGAGGCAUUAAAUUGCGUACACUGUGCAGGACGGGCGGUUGAGCGUGAUUUGGCGGCACAGAAAUUACGCGAGGUGGCAGGGUUGGUUCGGAAGGAGUUCAGACACCGCGAGUCUGGGGAAGGGGUGGCCAGUGGGUGCUUGGUGUGAUCACAGCGGGUGGUGUCUGUCCGCACUAUAUUACAUAGUGCUGGGGCUGACUGAUCUCUGACUUUAGUGACGGGUGUUGCUGACCCACUGACGAACUCGUACUCGCUGAUGUCUGUCUGGACUCUGCAUUGGGGGAUGUCAGUCGACGGUUCGGUUGGGAUCGAGGGAGCAUAAAAUUAUCCUUGCCAGGUUGGGGCCAUCUUAAUGCUCACUUUCUUCUUCUUGUGGUUUGCAGUUAACGAAUUUGAGAUUGCCCCUGCUUUGCAACUUCAACUCGGUGGAGUGGUUUGUUUGGUUCUUCCCCUGGUGUUGGUGAGGAGUGGAGCAAUUCGCUGGCAGUCGUUAAAUUCUUGCCCUCACGUUCUAGUGUGCACGCGUCGACACUGCGAUUCGCAUAGUGCGGUGUUUGUGCGCUGCUCUCCUCACACUGUUGUUUGUUGAAUUUUGCACUGGACACAUCAUUGGUUGAUAUGUCAACCGCAAGCAGUGAUUGUUAUUCACGCUGUGGAUAGUGAUUUCAAGUGCAAGCUUGCUGUAGAAGCUAAAAUGUCUGGUUCUUUACAAGGACUCAGCAAGCGUACUGAAAUAUUUCACCAUAUUCGACGUCAUUACUCCACGUAUCUCACGACGCCGUCAUAUUUGUUAGUCUACAGGCACAUCAAAAAGAUCAAAUAUUAGAGGAGUACUUGACUAGUCAGUGUUCCUGUCCCAGUGCAUGAAAAUUGAGGACGACUGUACCAUCAUGAUCAUGAGAGUGAAGGCUGCCGAAUUCCCCUAACAGAUUCGGAUUUUCUUUUACCGAGUCUGAUUUGCACUUCGUUAAUACCGGAACUCGUUGUCUGCUUGCAUAACGCGACAACGCAACUUCAACUUAUUCCUCAAUUUACUGGAGUAAGAGUGUCUUAUUAAAUAUCAUGUGUAUCUUCCAGGGCAUGCAGAGCGAACCGAACUAGCGUUUGCCUCUAAUAUUUUUAGUGCAGGUAUUAGUCGAUCUGUUUGUUAAAAGUACUCUGAAAGUUGAGAGAACUAUUCCGCCAAGUGGAACCUUCAUGUCACGUAAGUGACUACUGCUUCAAUUUUUGGAAGCUGCAAGCCGCUUCUAUCAUGGUACUUAAAGUGAGCGAGGCUAAUGGUAGCUUUGAUAGAUACCACGGAGAUUUUGAAGGAUCGGAAGGAUUGCUACGAGCAAGCUGUCCUAGUUUCGGAGAGACUUUUGUCGGAGGCAUGGCUUUACGGUCCAAGCGGUCAGCAUUAUGUGCAGAACCUCCAACCUCCUCGUGCGGACCUUCGUUGUCAGUCGCUUCUGUGAUACCUACAUCCCCUUCGAAGUCGUCAGUUCUGAGUGCGAGCUCUGGCUGCUCUAUGCCCAUUCCCAUCGUGCUGCCGAAAAAGCAUAACUCUUUCCCUGGCAGAGGCAGUGUUCAUACAUGGAUCGAUGGAAUGAGGGCUCAAUCACCGCCUCCUAUUCGCUCACUUCCCGGGGAUACUCCUGAGUUAUUCGACCUUGAAGCUGCUAUCUAUAAAUCUUGGCUCGAAGAUCAUCCCUCAGCUUUGAGCUCGUUCGACAGAGUGAUCAAGCAGUCGCACAACAAGCAAAUCGUGGUAUUCCUUGAUUAUGACGGAACACUUUCACCCAUUGUGGAGGAUCCUGAACGGGCUUUCAUGUCAGCCGAGAUGCGAGCUACUGUCAAAGAAGUGGCGUCUUGCUUUCCAACUGCGGUGAUUAGUGGAAGAUCACGACCGAAGGUGUACGAUUUUGUGCGAUUAUCAGAAUUGUAUUAUGCUGGGAGUCAUGGCAUGGACAUUCAGGGACCAUCGAAUAUCUCUGAUGGUUUUCGGGUGAAGGGAACCAAGUCCAGAGACAAGAAGGGAAAUGAUGCAACUAACUUUCAGCCAGCCAGUGAAUUUCUGCCGCUCAUCAACAAGGUUACUACCGCUUUGAUUGAAAAUACCAAAAUGGUGAAGGGCGCGAAGGUGGAGAAUAACAAAUUUUGCGUGUCAGUGCACUUCCGACGGGUGAAAGAGGAGCUUUGGGAGGGACUUGCUGAGCGGGUAGGGAAUGUUAUGAAAGAGUUUCCAACUUUGAGUUUGACACAUGGCCGGAAGGUUUUGGAGGUUCGACCCUCUAUUGAAUGGGAUAAGGGUAAAGCUGUGGAGUUUCUGCUUAAGUCUCUUGGGUUUCAAGAUACAAAUGAUCUAAUUCCACUAUAUCUUGGAGAUGAUAAGACUGAUGAAGAUGCAUUCAAGGUAGUCAAUUCGACAAAAUACGGCUGCAGUAUUUUGGUGUCUUCUGUAGCCAAACCGACUGAAGCAAAAUUUUCUCUCCGAGAUCCAUCUGAGGUCAUGGGGUUUUUAUGCAAGCUUGUGCACUGGGAAAAGUGCAGACAGGAUCCUAACAGCAUUUACAUGGAUCGUAACUUCUCCCAGAUACCCUAAGAUUUUUCUAAUAUCUGGGUGGUUAAGCUUUGUUCCUAACCUCCCGUGUGUAUAACUACCUAUCGCAGUUACAAUAACCUUCAAACACUCCCACCAUGUGAAAGAAGACUACCUGUCAAACCACCUCAUUUCGGUCAGACCAACCCUUAUUCUGCUCAUUAUUUCUAGUUUGCCCUCUGCUAAAACAGUCGAUUCAGUUGACAUUUGAACUGAAUCCUCAGUAACCUUGAUGGUAUGUAAUCAAGAAGGAAAUAGCCUCACAGGUGUUGCCCAAGAAUCUUGGGAGAUAGGCAGUGGAGCGAAUCAUAGAUCGAAAUUAACGCGGAUAUCGAAGUGGCCAGGUCACAGGCUACGUCUGUAACAUAAAUUGAACAGUUUCUUAUGCUGGUCGGUAACAAGUUCAUGUAGAUCGAAUCAAAUCAAGCAAAGUGGAACCUGACAAUUUAGAAUGGAAUCGUCACCGAUAUUCUUAGUCCAACAUCAAGGCUUGCAAUGUCUUCUGGCGUAUCAAAUCACCGACAAGGUGAUGCCUCAAUGAAGAUCUCCGCAUCAAAGCAAGACAAUUUUGAGAAACUUUUGCUUCAAGUCAUGUAAGCCUCUGUUAGAUCUGGCAUUAAGUGCUGUUUUGACCCUCUCAAUCUGAGCUUUUUCUAGAUUUGCAGUGAACGUUCGGGUAUUUUCACUCGUUUAGAUUCUAGAGAGUUAGUUUCUGAGCUGUAAGUUCCUUGCUCCAUUUUUUGAAUACUGGCCUCUUUUUGCGAGUGCUCAGAGUACACUUUCUACAUUUUGUGUUCUUCGUUUAAGUAAAAUGGCAACAUUUUUGGCCUUGGCUUGAGUGCU